Molecule: messenger RNA, 875 nt
Organism: Phragmites australis (common reed)
Lineage: Eukaryota; Viridiplantae; Streptophyta; Magnoliopsida; Poales; Poaceae
Product: early nodulin-like protein 12
Exons: 2
Coding region: 186-875 (229 amino acids)
Cellular component (GO): plasma membrane
Molecular function (GO): electron transfer activity
Source: RefSeq, a predicted model, not a curated record
UUUUACCGGCGCCACUCCAUCACUCUCUCACUCGGUCCUCUCCUCUCCCUACAUAAACUCCUCCCGCGGAGAGCUCGGAGGAGAGGCUGAUCUCUAUCACAGUCACAAGAAGAGGAUCGCUACCAGCACUGGUAUAGUAGUGUUUGCAUCGAUCGAAAGGCUGCGCGGCCGGCGUCGAGCAGGCCAUGGCCGGCGUUCCUUUCGCGGCUUUCGCCUGUGUUCUCGUCGCCGCCACCGUUCUCGUCGUUUCCGCGUCGGCGUCGCCACAGGUGUUCGUCGUCGGCGGCGAGCCCAGGGGGUGGAGGAAGCCGGUGCCCAAUGAGGAGACGUACAACCACUGGGCCGCCAGGAACCGCUUCCACGUCGGAGACUUCCUCCAUUUCAAGUACGAGAAGAACGACUCGGUGCUGCUGGUCUCUCGCGACGACUACAAGCUCUGCGGCGCCGCGAAGCCGACGCAGCGGUUCGACGGCGGCGACACAAGGUUCCGGCUCGACCACAGCGGCUUCCUCUACUUCAUCAGCGGCGCGCCGGGCCACUGCGACGCGGGGCAGCGGAUGACCGCGCGCGUCAUGGCGCAGAGUGAGGGCAAGGCCGCCCCAGCCGAGGCGCCCGCGAUGUCGCCCGGUGAGGACGACGAAGGUGGGUCGUUCGGCCCGGGGUCCGGCGCGCGCUCUGGUGGCUCGAAGCCGGGGUCAGGGACCGGCUCCGGCUACGCGUCGGGAUCGGGAUCGACGACGACAACGCCACACCACGCCGGCACGGACGGGAAGACCAGUGGCUCCGCGUCCGUCCGUGCGCCGUCGUCGUUUGGUGGCCACCACGUCGUCGUUGGAGUUGUUGUGGGUGCCGUGCUGCUGGUCAUGGGCGCUUGA